Lagopus muta (rock ptarmigan) is the source of this 1560-nucleotide messenger RNA. RefSeq names its product decaprenyl diphosphate synthase subunit 1 (gene PDSS1). NCBI's taxonomy places the organism in Eukaryota, Metazoa, Chordata, Aves, Galliformes, Phasianidae. The transcript has 11 exons. The coding region runs from base 453 to 1553 and encodes 366 amino acids. Gene Ontology annotation, cellular component: mitochondrion; transferase complex. The record is from RefSeq and is a predicted model, not a curated record. Gene Ontology annotation, biological process: isoprenoid biosynthetic process; ubiquinone biosynthetic process. Gene Ontology annotation, molecular function: prenyltransferase activity.
GUGUGGGGCCCGGGGGUCCGAGCCUGCUGAAGGGUCUCUGAGGACGUUGUCGGCUUUGGGGUUACGUUCUUGGCGUCCGCAGGGUGUAGGUGUAAAUCAUAGCCGAAUUAAAACGGCUUCAGGGGAAAACAGAGCGUACGUUCUUCACUUCGUGCGGCGUUUUACAGAAAGCUCCCGUCCCUUUCUGUGCGAGCGGUGGUGUCUGGAUUUAUCUGUAACACGGGGAACGUUUGAAAACUGCACUUCCGUGAGUGCAAGAGCAAGCACUGCUCGCUGGAAGUGCGCUGAUCGCUUUGCUGGCUGCUCCUGCAAGGGGAGAAAGUUCACUGCGCCUGAGCAGAAGUCUGUAAGUCGGCAUCUCAUGGACGCAGGGGCAGCGGCGCUUCACGUGAUGCAGAGGAGGAUUAAGAGGCUGCCUUUGCUGCUGAGCUGUUCAGAAAAAAAAUGGGGAGAUGUGUCACUUUCCCCAAAGAAGCCCAGUAUGGUCAUUUCCAAAACUGUGUAGUAUAUCUUGGCGGUUUUAUCAUACAAGUACAGCCCACAUGUGCAGCUGCAGUAAGACAGUUAGUGAUGAAAAAUACCAAGACCCUUUUCAACUUGGCAGAAAAGACUUGAAGAAUCUCUAUGAGGAUAUUAAAAAGGAGUUACUUGUAUCUACUGCUGAACUUAAGGAAAUGUGUGAAUAUUACUUUGAUGGGAAAGGAAAGGCCUUUCGACCAAUGAUCGUGGUGCUAAUGGCAAGGGCUUGCAACAUUCACCAUAGCAAUUCCAGGGAGGUGCAAGCAAGCCAGCGCUCCGUGGCCAUAAUUGCAGAGAUGAUCCACACAGCUAGCCUCGUUCAUGAUGAUGUCAUUGAUGAUGCAAAUUCUCGCAGAGGAAAAAUGACAGUCAACCAGAUCUGGGGAGAGAGGAAGGCAGUUCUAGCUGGUGAUUUCAUCCUAUCAGCUGCUUCCUUAGCUUUAGCACGAAUUGGAAACACUACUAUCGUCUCUGUUCUAACUCAGGUGAUUGAAGAUCUGGUGCGUGGUGAAUUCCUCCAGUUGGGUUCCAAGGAAAAUGAGAAUGAGAGAUUUGCUCACUACCUCGAGAAGACUUUUAAGAAGACGGCGAGUCUGAUAGCAAACAGUUGUAAAGCAGUUUCAAUUCUAGGCUGCCCCGAUCCCAAAGUUCACGAGAUCGCAUACCAGUAUGGAAAAAACGUUGGCAUUGCUUUUCAGCUAAUAGAUGAUGUGCUGGAUUUUACAUCAUGUGCUGACCAUCUUGGGAAACCAGCAGCAGCAGAUCUCAAGCUUGGGUUAGCCACAGGCCCUGUCUUGUUUGCUUGUCGACAGUUUCCAGAAAUGAAUGCCAUGAUAAUGAGACGAUUCAGUAAGCCAGGAGAUGUCGAACGUGCUCGGAAGUACGUGUUGCAGAGUGACGGUGUGCAGCAAACAACCUACCUCGCCCAGCGCUACUGCCACGAAGCUACGAGAGAGAUCAGCAAACUGCGCCCAUCCCCUGAAAGAGAAGCCCUCAUUCAACUGACAGAAAUGGUACUCAUGCGAGACAAGUGAGAGAACU